AUGUCACCAUCAACACCGAAAGAGAAGUUGGAACGUCUGCCCUCAUAUAACGAUUACUAUAAAAAAUUCAAUGAGAAGAAGGGUAACUGCGAUGGAAAUAAAUCCUGGACAACAGUAAAAGGGGAACUGGAUGAUUAUCGAGGUAUUCAGAAUUAUGCCGAAAGAAUUGUAAAAGCCUUGUGUUAUGUACUAAAAAUGGAAGCAGGCCACAAUUUAUAUCAGGAACGGUGGAAUUUUUUUUAUUACUGGCUGGGGGAUAUAUUUUCUAAGAAUUUACGUGAAGCCAGUGGAUUUGAGAGUGAUAUGGACAAAAUUUACGAAGACUUAAAGCCAAUGAUUACGGAUACGCCGGAGUGUAAAAAUCUGUACCCUAAUAUUGACAGAGAUAAGUUCAGUAAAAUGAAAACAAUAUUCGACUAUUCCUACGACUAUAAUACCAUAGAAAAAGACCUCCAGAAUGUUGAAUCCAAUUGUAAUGGGGAUCAAUGGUCAACUUAUCGCCAAAAAGUUACUGAUGCAUGUGAAAAAUUGCACCAAUAUUGCGCAAUUACAGACAGUAAAAAUGGGCCAUAUUGCGACGACUUUAAAGACAAGUACAAAGUAUAUUGUGAGGCAGCAAAACUGCCAAAAUUACAAUGCGAAUUAAAAUCUGUACAAGAAAGAAUGGAGCAUCAAGCGGCAGCAACCACUAAAGAAAAAAACGAUGCCGUUCGUCAAGCCACCACCACUUCUUCCAUCUCUUCUAUCUUUGGCACCUUAGCAACCAUAGGUACCCCUUUCUUAUUAUAUAAGUAUAAACCAUCGUCAUCUUGGUUUGGUAACCAUUCAACUGGAAGAAGAAGAGGGAAAAGAUCUGCCGAGCGUGAAAUCGAAACAUUAACGGAAUCUUCCACAACGGAUUCCAUAUUGGAUGCAUGCGAAAAUUCCACAGUAGGGUCUGGUGCAUACAACGCAAGACAGUCUACCGGGGGAAGAAGAAAUAAUAAUACGCGGGGUCGCGGAAUGGUACGUUAUCAGAACGUGUAA
This is a messenger RNA of Plasmodium coatneyi, 1026 nucleotides long. Its product is annotated as KIR-like protein. The record is from RefSeq and is a predicted model, not a curated record. The transcript has 3 exons. Lineage: Eukaryota; Apicomplexa; Aconoidasida; Haemosporida; Plasmodiidae. Bases 1 to 1026 code for a protein of 341 amino acids.